AAGCCCCGCCCCCUUGCGCAAGAUGGCGGCGAAGGUGGCUCCGCUGACGCGGAGCCGGUGCCGGGGAUGCCUUCUCGGGGCUCUGCUGGGCGACUGCCUGGGCGGCGAGUUCGAGGCGCGGGAGUCGGUCAGCGCGCCCGAGUUGCUCCGCUUCGUACUUGCCCUGCGACCGCUGCCAUCGCCGCCCCGGGAAGGCCCGGCUGCGGAGCCUGGCGAGGAGAGCGGCAGGCGUGUUUCGAAAAUCCUCUAUUACAGCGAUGACACAGCCAUGGCCCACUCAAUAGUUAGGUCACUGUUGGCUAAGCAAGAUUUUGAUGAAGUGGAUAUGGCAAAGAGGUUUGCUGAAGAAUAUGACAAGGAUCCUGACCGAUCCUAUGGAGGCGGUGUGGUGACUGUAUUCAAGAAACUGCUUAGUCCUAAAUGCAGAGACGUGUUUGAGCCAGCAAGGCAGCAGUUUAACGGGAAAGGUUCCUAUGGGAAUGGUGGUGCCAUGAGAGUAGCAGGCAUUUCAUUAGCUUACUCUGAUGUUCAAGACGUAAAGAAGUAUGCUAAACUGAGUGCUGAGCUGACCCAUGCAAACUCCUUGGGUUACAACGGAGCCAUCCUGCAAGCCUUGGCAGUCCAUUAUGCUCUCCGUGGGGAGUCAGAACGGGACAAGUUUUUGGAUCACCUGAUAGGCCAAAUGGAAGACGUGGAGGCCGAUGACAAGUCUGUGGCGGAUGCACAAAUGCUGGGCUACGAGGACCGUCCCUUUUCAAAGCGUUUAAAGAAGAUCAGAGAGUUUUUGGAACAGGGUAGUGUGUCCAGGUCGGAUGUGUUACUAGAAUUAGGCAAUGGCAUCGCAGCCCUGCAUUCUGUCCCCACCGCAAUCUACUCGUUCCUGCGUUGCAUGGAAUCUCACCCAGAUGUCCCUGAUAGCUACAACUGUCUGCAGCGGACCAUUAUGUACUGCAUCUUACUGGGCGGGGACACGGAUACGAUUGCAACCAUGGCAGGAGCCAUUGCAGGGGCAUUUUAUGGGGAGGAGCAGGUGCCCCAAAUUUGGAAAGAGAGCUGUGAAGCCUAUGAGGAGACAGAGAAGCUGGCCGAUGGCUUGUACGAACUCUACCACCAGCCAGCUUGAGCCACGAAUGAGGAUUUGACACCCGGUAAUCUGGUCUAUAGUUUUGCAUCAUGUACCAAAGGAAGCGAACCAUGCCCAGGACAUAGUGAAUGGCUCCCUGCCAAAGGUUUCUGCUGUGGCUGCAUGUUCAGAAGUGCCAAUUCUUUUCAGCCGCAUAGUCACUGUUCACCCAUCCUUUUCUCCUUUUGCUGUUUUGUUUCCUAAUUUUGAAAUUUUUGUAAUUAAUCUUGGUCAGAAUUCUCUUUAGUUCAUUGUAUCCAGUGUUCUCUCUGCAGCAGAUGGCCUUCUGACAGUUUCCCAAGCAGAUCCUCACCCCAGAAAACUUGAGACAGGACUAAGUUUGGACAAAGUCAAAGGACAAAUAUGUAACUUUGCAGUUCAAUCAACUGUUAGAUUGAGAGUCAUCAGGCCGAGCUGCUUCUAUGGGCAAUUGGAACUUUAAUACUAGAAUACCAGAAAUAUCUUUAAAUGUAUUAACUGUAAUGCUGGCAUUAAUAAAUUUUACCGCUUUUUAAAAACUAAGAUGGAUCGAUGUGUCUCUGCUGGCUUCAUGAGUAAAGUAAACAACUCUAAGUUGAGCCAAGGUAUUUUGUAACACUGCGUCUUGCUCAAUCAGUCCACCUCUGAAUACCAGGUUUUUGGGAUGGUGUUAAUAGAGGUAUCAAUCCCAUUUCUGCAAACACCAAUAGCCACCCAGAGUCACUUCAAUAGUGAAAUGGGUGGCAAUAUGUAUUUAAUAAACAAAUAAUUGGAGGUACUAAGGAACUUACUGCAGUUUACUUUAGAGCAAAGUGCAUUGGAUGGGCUGAUAAUGGAAGCCAGGAAAAGCACACUGGGUUGAUCAGGUACACAUCAUUCACAACACAGGUGGAUUUGGGACCUCCUAGAGUGCCAGUUUUGUUAGGACAUAGCCGCUGUUAAUCAAGCUUAAGCAUUUUGGCAGCUGAAAAAAAGUCUAGUAAUCAGUUCUACUUAAGGUUAAUAUCAGGCAGGGGAAUCAAAUUAAUAAGCAGUUAACUAUGGGGAGUUUAACAAAAGUAAUUGAAGCUAAUGGCACACAAGGCAAUCAAAUUAACAGUUAAGUCUAUGGGGAGUUUGGUAGAGUUAUUUCUAUUAGGGAAAGGUGAAGGAUUGAAGGGAAGGAGUCGAGAAGUGAUUUAUUUUACCCAGUCUUCAGUUAUUGAAGAAGAAAGGAUAAAAACACUCAUUUGUCACAAAAGAAGCAAAUGUACAGAUAGACAUUGCACAAUUUGGCAUUCAUACAUAGAUGCAUGCUAAACUGGGCCAUUAAUAUAGAAGCACUUUAAAAACAGAAAAUAAGAAAUUCUGGACUGAAGAUAGAAAGGAAAACAAACCAACCCCAUUCCCUUUUAACACUGAUGAUGUUAACUGGUUUGGUAAAGAAACGGCUGCAAGAAAACAAGCUCAGAGAGCACCAAGGACACCCCAAAAUCAAAGUGAGGAGCGAUUCAAAGUGACGUUUUUCAUUUAACAAAGAAUUCCUUUUAUAGAAGAUUUCAGGCAAAAGUAUCAUUAACCCAUGUAGACUCACUGUGGGACAAAAACAAAGCUGGUCAAGAGAUCAUCAUCCUAAAGAGAUUUUUAAAAAAUUGGGAAAAGCCAGGCCAGAUGUCUAGAUUUGACUUCCUCCUGGCCUUAACUCACUGAAAAAAUGAUGACAACCCCCAUGGAAUUCUUUUCACUCCUUGUUUUGAUUAACCAAAAGAACCUCAAGGACUGUCCCAAGAGUGCAGGCCACCUGAUCCUUAACUAGAAAGGGAAUUGCCUGCAUGUUG
Molecule: messenger RNA, 2919 nt
Organism: Notechis scutatus (mainland tiger snake)
Lineage: Eukaryota; Metazoa; Chordata; Lepidosauria; Squamata; Elapidae
Gene: ADPRS
Product: ADP-ribosylserine hydrolase
Cellular component (GO): nucleus; mitochondrion
Source: RefSeq, a predicted model, not a curated record